AGUUGCAUUGUGGGAGACAGAUGAUUGACACAGCCGCCAUUUUGCUCCUGCUCUGCUUCCAUUGUGUGUGAGAGAUAGUAAAUAUCUGACACUGCCACACAACCACAACUCACUUGUAUCCUUGCGAAGAAAAAGCACUAAAUUCACCCCUGGUGAUACUUUGUCGUAAUGGCUCGUACUAAGCAGACUGCUCGUAAGUCCACUGGAGGAAAGGCUCCUCGUAAGCAGCUGGCCACCAAGGCUGCCCGCAAGAGCGCCCCCUCUACUGGUGGCGUCAAGAAGCCCCAUCGUUACAGGCCUGGUACCGUGGCUUUGAGAGAGAUCCGUCGGUACCAGAAGUCCACUGAGCUUCUGAUCCGUAAGCUGCCCUUCCAGCGCCUGGUGAGGGAGAUCGCUCAGGACUUCAAGACUGACCUGCGUUUCCAAAGUGCUGCCAUUGGAGCCCUGCAGGAGGCCAGUGAGGCGUACCUGGUGGGUCUCUUUGAGGACACUAACCUGUGUGCCAUCCAUGCCAAGCGUGUCACCAUCAUGCCCAAAGACAUCCAGCUGGCACGCCGCAUCCGUGGAGAGCGUGCUUAGACGGCCUCCCUAAUGUUUCACCCCUGUCCUGUUUUUCUUUACCUGCCCCUGUCCUCACUCCUUUAUUCUACCCCACGCACCCACCCACCCAUCCCUGUCACCUUCCCCUCCUGCCUGCCCAGCUUCUCAGUAGACUUUAGAGUAAUCCUGAUUAUGAAGAGAUAGAAAUAUGUUGAAGUCUGGUCUCUCAUAGGUUUUUGUCUUCACCAAAUGUUUUUAGGGUACCUUUUUUCGUGCAUGUAAAAGGUUUUGCAGAUCAGACGCACAUGUGCACACAUACUCAAACGUGUCAUGCAGUUUGUGAAGCCCACCCCUUGAGCUCACCUGGAUUCUUCCAGGGUGGGAAGCCAGCGGGUGUGGUUAGUGUGGCGAACAGAGCUGAAGCAGAGGGAUGUGGCCAAGGGGCUAGUCUGCUUAAGGGGAGCUGCAACUUCCACAGCAGGGUGCUAUUAAAGCUAGUCCUGAGGCCUCUGCCCCAUCUGAACACCCUCCCGCCAUGUCCACCUCCUGCAGCCCAACUCCACCCUCACACGGCUCGCUGUACCUCCUCACACCACCUCUUCACCUCUGUCACCUGCACUGGGAGGGGAUGGCGGCCUGUUGGUCUGUGUGUGUGUGUGUGUGUGUGUGUGGACGUGUAAGCUCUGAUCUUUCAAACCACUCGUACUCAACAAACAAGAAUCUUUUUGGUUGCUUCAGACUAUUGAUUUAUGUUGUGGAUAUGGUGUCUAUUUUUUUUACGCAUAUAAUUCAUGGAUGAGCAUCUCUACUCCUUACCACUUACAAAAUCAAGAAAUAAUAGAAAAAAGCAAUUCAUAUUGCCAACAUGGUUAUCAUUUAUUUUUUUAACUUUUUUUUUUUACAGUGAUCUGAUUCGCGAUAGAAAAUCAGGAAGGGCUUCUCUGUUUUCCAAGGCAACUUCUAUUCCAAUGGCAGCCACACGGGGGCGAUGGUUUACCAUCUCCUCUAUUCAAAUGUUCACUGUAGAUCAGUCAUGACACAUUAUGCUUCUUCUCUCUCUCUCUUUAUCUCUCUCCACAGAUAGGCUUUAGACUUGUCACAACAGUAUGAAUCGACAUUAUAGUGAAAGUCACACUCUGCAUGUUUAGGGUCUGUGUCUCUGCUCUGUAGAUCUGAACAUAUAUUCUGUCCCUUUCUCAAAAUUUGUGAUACACAAUAUAACCUCAUAUUUGUUUUCUUUUAUAUUUUUCUUAUUCCUCAAGAUUUUCAGACGUAUAAAUAAGCUGAUCUUUGUAUUUUCCAAAUUUCUCAUAUUAUGGUGGUAAUAAAUAGGUGUUAAACAAA
Molecule: messenger RNA, 1884 nt
Organism: Centropristis striata (black sea bass)
Lineage: Eukaryota; Metazoa; Chordata; Actinopteri; Perciformes; Serranidae
Gene: h3f3c
Product: H3 histone, family 3C
Exons: 4
Coding region: 169-579 (136 amino acids)
Cellular component (GO): nucleosome
Molecular function (GO): structural constituent of chromatin; protein heterodimerization activity; DNA binding
Source: RefSeq, a predicted model, not a curated record